Messenger RNA from Pelagomonas calceolata, 688 nucleotides. The record is from the annotation of a GenBank genome assembly. Lineage: Eukaryota; Pelagophyceae; Pelagomonadales; Pelagomonadaceae.
AUGGUGGACAAGCGCGCCUGCAUCAUGGUCGCCCUGGCAGCCAUUGCUGUGGUGGGGAUAUCGAGCGCGCUCAAGCGCCUGCGCGUGCGGACGGCCUCGUCGAAGGCCCAGGACCUCGCGAGCCUGUGGGUCGGCGGCAUCGAGACGAUGCUCGACGUGCCCGGCGCGGGCACCAUCUCGCUGGCGCCGUGCGAGACCGCCGCGGAGUCGCGCGAGAGCUUCCCGGACGGUCUGCGGGCCAUCCCGGCGGGCGGCGCCGCGUUCGCCGUGACGGCCUUCGACCCGCCCGGCGUCGCGCGGACGCGCGACGAGAACGCGCGCGAGAACGGCAAGCUCUGGGCCAUGCUGAAGACGGCCGGCGCCGAUGCCGCGUGGCGGGCCUACGGCGUCGACGUCACCGAGGGCUGGCGCGAGGACGGCUUCGUCCUGGCGUUCGCGGACGCCGCCGCGGGCCGGCGGCGCGUCGCGGCGGCCGCGCGCGCCUUCGACCAGGGCGCCAUCUACGAAUACACUUUAACUCAGGGCGCCGUGGCGCGGCGGACGCUCGGCGUCGGCAUGGCCAUGGACGAGACGACGUUCAUGCGCCGGAUGCCGUACGACGAGCUCCUCGCGCGGCGGCCGGACCUCGUCGGGUUGCCCUGGGCGGGGCCGAGCGACGGAGGGGUUCUGCCUUAAUUUUUGUAAUCAA